AUGUCGCUUCCUCCUCUUGUUUGCAAUACACCACCACCACCAGAUCAGUGCGAAGAUGACAAAGACACUGAUGAUUUUGAUGUUAACUACAAUUUAUCACAAGACGAGGAUGAAGAGAACAACGAUUAUGAUUAUCAGACAUAUACUAAUUAUAAUAUGUAUGAACCCUCAAAAUCAGAAUCAAUACAAGAAAGAAACUGGUCCCCUAUUAUUACCAAAACUUUGGAAAGUAUUACAAAUGAAAACAUAACUGAAAAAAAUACACAAAGGAAUGAACAACAAAAUGAACAACAACAAGACAAAUUGACCAUUGAUGAUGUGGCUGCCGAAGAUUUAAAUUUGCAAAUAAAUGAAGAUCAAUUGAGUAAACCUAACAUAAAUUCAGAAAACAGUGAAAUGGAUAAUUGUGAAAAUGAUUUCCUUUCCAAAGAAAUUACAACACCAUUUGAUAAUAAAACAAGCAUUGAGUCUGAUAUUGUUAUGCAAGAUGACAGUACUUCUAGGUCCAACACCCCUGACGACAUUUCUUCUGCAAUAGUAACUGAACAUUUUGAUUCUAAUUAUGAUGAUGUUGAAGUUCAUUGUGAUGAAUUUAAUUCCAAUUUAGAAUCAAAAAACAAUGGUACGGAAGCAGAUCAGUCUUUUGAUGAACUUGAAACUAAAAAGGAGUUGAAAGAUUUAGAAGACAGUGUAGAGACUGAAGAUGACUUUGGUGAUUUUGAUGACUUUCAAUUUGUUGGCAAUAACAAUCAUAUAACAACAGUAAUAGAUAAUUUUGAAGAUCCAUGGAAUAAUGAAACACCUCAAACCAGUGAUUUUGGCCCCUUCAAAGCUGAUUUUGAUGAUAACAUUAAUAGUUCACAUGAAGCUGACACAGAAAUAAAAAAUAUCAAAAGUAAUAUUAGUUUAGAAAAUCAGAAAAAUAAUGAUGACAAUGUUCAAGAUGAUUUUGGGGACUUUGAUGAUUUUAAAUCAUGUGUUGAACAAAUUGACACAAAAGAUAAAGUCCCACAGUCAAAAGAACAAGUUACCAUAUUAGAUUUACAUUCACCAGAUAAUGAAAGUCAAAUUUUAGAAAGUAUUAACAAUGUUUUUAUUUCUAUUUUUGAGGAAGAAAUAUCAGAACCACAGUCUCAAUUCAUAGGAAGUUUAGAGUCUGUACUUAAUGAGAAAUGGGGACAUUUAGUAGAUACAGAUGUAAGACAACCCUAUAUGGUCAAUUGGAAUAAUUCAUUAGGCCAGAAAAAUCUCUUAAAAGCUCUUUGUAUUGAUUCAAGAAAUAUUCUAUUUGGGCCCAAAUGGAAUUACAAUAUGCCUAAGUACGCAGUAAACCUAAAUACUGCCCCUCUACAACCACAAAAAGAGUUAACAGCACCUUUGUCACAUUCAGAAAUUGUAAAUUCUGAUAAGUCUUCACUUAAAGAGACUGACACUUGGACGGAUCCUUUUUCAUCUAAUGGACAAGAAUCAUGCAGCAAUGAAAAUGAAAGUACUACACCUGAAAAGACAUCUACUGAUUUGGAAGUAUUUGAGAAAGUUAUGUCAACGAAAUUGGACAAAGUUUAUCCAACAUCCCUAAAUAUUCAAACUUUACGCCAAAUUAACUUACCAGAUACACACAUUUUUACACCAUCAGACUCUGAAACGCCCAGAUCUAAAACAAUACAUUAUGACAGCGGUCCCCCCAUUUUAUUUCCGGAAUCCAAUGUAAGCAACAAUAAGACUACUACAACAGUAUUAAAUUCGCAGUCACUUCCUAAUGAAAUUGUAAACAAGUUGGAAGAUGAUAAUGAUUAUUGGGAAUUUCAAGAUUUUAAAAGUACAACUGAAACCAUUAAAUCGCCGACACAAUCAGUAGUUGAAAAAUCGAACACAGAAUUGGAUAGAAAUAAUCUACUACAAAGUGUCAGUGUGCCUUAUCAACCACACUUAUUACAACCUAUUAAAGUUGAACCAAUUGCGCCAACUCUAAAUUGGCCAGAUCCCGGUGAAGUUAAAGAAACAUUUAACGAUUUCUCAGAUUUUGUAUCAAGCACGCCAUGGGAUGGAAAUAAAAACAAUGUUACAGUUGCAGAUAUUCACGAAAACAAAUCUGAUGUAAUAACUGUAGAUUCAAAUAUUGUUAAUCAUUCUAAUAAAACAUCGACUUUUGAUGCCGUUAGUAAUGAAACCACUUUUAAUGUUAAUAAGGAAUUGAAUGUUAAUGCCGUUAGUUAUGAUGACGAUUUUGAAUUAUUUCAAUCUGCCCCGCCCCCGCUCCGAAGUAAUAAUGAAGCACCAUGUUCACCUUCAACAAGCAAAACAACAGACUUUGAUACUGCCUUUUCUGAAUUAAGUAAACAUAAUAAUACAAUUGAGGUAAGAACAACAAAGUCUAGCGACAUUUCCGCAAAAGAUGCGUUACACUUUACACCAGAGAGUUGUAACGUUUUGAGUGUUCAAGAUGGAUUUGUUACAAAUUCACCAAUUCAUCCUGUGAAGACCCCAAAUAUUUUGCAACCUUUGCCUGCGUGCUCCAACAAUACAACGCGAAAUCAAAAUAAUACAGUCCAGAUCUUACAACCUUUAUCAUUAGAAAGCUAUUCACAAAUUAAUUGGCCAAACCCAGGAAUAGAUUUGCAAGAUCUUUCUAGAUUCAAUCCCGUUGAAACACUUCCAUCUUUAAAAAGCGAUUUGAGUACCAGUAGUCAAAGCAAAACUAACUCACCUGCUCAUAACGAAAAGAGUUCUGUUCGCAAGGAAAUAUUAGAUGACGACAUAUGGGGCGAGUUUGUUUCAAGUAAACCUAAGCAACAAAUACCAGCACCAAAAAAACUGCCAGUUUUUGGCGAUGAAGACGAAUGGACAGAAUUUGUAUCAAGUCCAAGUGUGAAACCUCAAAAUGGUUUAAAUACAAUUAGUCUAAAUGUUCAUACUAAUUUAAGUAUGCAAAAAUCUACUAAUGUAAACAAACUGAAUACAAAAAGCAAUCAAAUAUCUCUAGACAUUCCAACAUUAAAUUACAUAACACCUAAAUCAAAUCGUAAGACAUAUAAUGACAAACAUUUCCAAAAUUUAUAA
Parnassius mnemosyne (clouded apollo) is the source of this 3060-nucleotide messenger RNA. The record is from the annotation of a GenBank genome assembly. NCBI's taxonomy places the organism in Eukaryota, Metazoa, Arthropoda, Insecta, Lepidoptera, Papilionidae.